AUGACCCGAGCAUCGACGCCUAAAACUUCAGGCCUCAUGGAACGGGACCAAGAUGGCGACGGCGGGAAUGACACGAUACCGCUACAGUCCUCCCCUGGGCCGCAGAACCUGCCUGUCACGCAGGAUUUCCUACAGAAUUGUCUGGAGGAUAUGUCCAGAAAUAUUCUGACAUCCAUACACAGCACCCUGCGGGAGCUCCGCAAAGACAUGCAGGAGCUGGGAGACAGGACGGCAUGUGUGGAACAAAGAGGGGAAGAACAAGCCGCUGCGCAAAAUGGCAUGGCUGACCAAGUGCAACAUAUGCAGCAGCAGUUAGAAUACACCCAGCGCAAGGUCGUGGACCUGGAGGAUCGCUCUAGGCACCAGAAACUGUGA
This is a messenger RNA of Pelobates cultripes (western spadefoot toad), 375 nucleotides long. The record is from the annotation of a GenBank genome assembly. Lineage: Eukaryota; Metazoa; Chordata; Amphibia; Anura; Pelobatidae.